Molecule: messenger RNA, 1301 nt
Organism: Acanthoscelides obtectus
Lineage: Eukaryota; Metazoa; Arthropoda; Insecta; Coleoptera; Chrysomelidae
Source: the annotation of a GenBank genome assembly
CGAUUUCAGCAAAAAUUUCGCUAUGGAUAGUAUUCUAGAGUCUAGUAGAAUACAUUUCAACAGUUGUCUUUCGUGGACAUGUUAUGUUUUCUCGGACCAGGUGGAUUCUUUAAUUCACCGGUUGAUUCCACCACUGAUGCUUAUGGUUGACACUGUUGACAGCUUUGUAUGGUGAUGGCAGCAACCGGUUGAAUUAAAAGGACAGAUGUCUGGUCCACCGGUGGCACCGGUUGCUCAACCGGUGAAUUAAAAAAUACACCAAUGUUCUUAACAGUUUUGACAAAUCUGUCAAUUCUGUUUUGUUUUCCAUGGUCAUUUAUCAAAAAUUACAUACUCAUGCAGCAUCAUUUUAGAAAAAUAAAUUGAGAAUACAACAAAAGAAGUUACUGAAACAAAAUGUCUAAUGUGAACGAAGUAGGUAAUUUGUACAAGCAGUUGAAAUCAGAGUGGAACACCUCCAACCCAAACUUGAGCAAAUGUGGCAAGUUGCUCUCAGAUUUGAAGUUGGAGCUGACCCAUUUGAUGUUCCUCCCCACAUCUAAUGCUUCUGUAUCUAAACAAGAACUGCUAUUUGCAAGAGAUGUACUAGAAAUUGGGGUACAAUGGAGCAUAGCAGCCAAUGAUAUUCCAUCAUUUGAAAGAUACAUGGCUCAACUGAAAUGCUACUAUUUCGACUACAAAAAUCAACUACCUGAAUCUUCAUUCAAAUAUCAGCUGCUUGGACUGAAUCUAUUAUUCCUGUUGUCUCAAAAUAGAGUAGCUGAAUUUCACACUGAAUUAGAACUACUCCCUGCGGAUCAUAUCCAAAAUGAUGUUUAUAUCAGGCACCCCCUGUCUAUUGAACAAUACCUAAUUGAAGGAAGUUACAAUAAGAUUUUCCUUGCAAAGGGCAAUGUACCAGCUAAAAGCUAUAACUUCUUCAUGGACAUCUUAUUGGAUACAAUUAGAGGAGAGAUAGCUGGUUGUCUAGAAAAGGCUUAUGAAAAGAUUUCAUUGACAGAUGUUGCCAGAAAGCUUUGCUUACCAAAUGAAGAGGCUGCUAAACAAUUUGCAAUAAAGAAUAAGUCAUGGAAAUUGGGCAAAGAUAACUUCUUCCAUUUCAAACCUGAGGUGAAAAAGACUCAUGAACCUAUUCCUUCAAAGGUGUUAGCCUUGCAAGCAGUUGAAUAUGCUAAAGAGUUGGAGAUGAUUGUUUAAUGUCAUUUAAUAAAUUAUUCAUUUUUUAUAUAUUGCAUUCACCUUACACAAAAUAUGAUUAUGGAAAAUAAGUGAUUUUCAUUAAGUAAAAUAUUUGUAUGUAA